GCCUCUUGUUGGGGGCCUCUCGGGGCCUCUUGGGGUCUCCAGUGUCCCCACCGCGUCGCGCACCCUUGCUCUCAGCUUUGACCCCAGCGCGAUCCGUAGCCAUUUUGGCUCAAGCCUUUUAGGCUCAAUCAUUUUCAGGGAAGGUCAGGGCACGCGACAGGGAUCCAGCAACAAGCAUGAGGUUUAUGAGUUUCAAGGACUCAGAGUUCUCGGGCGACCUCUACGAGAUGUCAACAUUUAUGCAUCCUCCUGCAGGCGGUUGGCUGUCCACUGCCGAUUGCUUCGGCCGCGCGCUUCGUGUAGUUCUGGCUUUCUACGUAUUGCUAGCCUCGCAGCCGCUUGAAUUGUACAGCUUCCUUGUGAAAUAUCAUCAGGUCUUUCACUGGGGAGGUUGGAUAGGAUGGAGUCAUCUGAUCAUGUUCGUCUCCUUGACAAUGUGGCCAGGACUGAUUAUCCUGCUCGUGUGCCACGAAAAACUGAAGACAGCGUUGAAGCCACCUUCGGAGGUCAACUGUUUUUUCGUGGAGCCUGAGAACUUCUUCGCGCGCUGCUUCUGGGCGUUUCAAAUGGUGGGCUCAGUGCCUCUUGCCAUUUUCAUGACCCACGGCAACAGCACUGCUGCGAUCGAGAAUGCCUGGCAUGACUACGUCCUGACCAAGCAGUUCUGGAGGAGGCAUAUGGAGAAGACCAACAUGCCGUUCCCCCAGCAACUUGGUCAAUGGGAUGGGAGCAGUUGCGAUUGGUGGUCACACGCCAAAGGGAAAUCAGAUGACUUCAUCGGUGGGGAUGUCGUGUUGAAGCUGAUGGACGGAUGCUUGGGUGCAGGGGACACUUUCCUGGAAGCUGGCAGGAAUGGUUUUGAUGGCACUUUGGGGGCAGUCUCAAGGGUGCUGAACGAGAAGUAUGCAUCAACCGUAGGAGUGCUUGUUCUGGAAUGGGUUCGCCCAAAGUCUGGACACGAGGUGCACUCAUUCGACAUCGUCACCAUGGUCAUGCCGGACGACAGCAUCCAGCUCGUGUCCUGCCUGUACUGGGGCAACUGCAGAGACGGAGGAUCCAGCACGCACGAUGCCAUGGCGGGCUUCGUAGUCGACGUCGACGAGGAGAAGGUGCACUCAACGGCAUCGUGGUACUCCGCCCUAUUCGCCAAGAGCAUGGGGGCGGGGCAGAGCGGUCUGGCCGGCCAAGGCACGGGGCACGGCGAGGUCGGUCUCGGCAGCCACUUCCCAGGCAUCAAGGAGCUGUGCAAGCAGGCCAUCAAGGGUCACGAGUCUGCGCUGCAGGAGACACCAUGGUUGCACGUGGUGGGUUGGGAUGCGAUGUUCAGCACCUCAGGGCCCGUCUUCUUCGAGGGCAAUUAUGCAUCGCAUCGGAUCCCCCGGCGCGUCUUCCUGACGUGGAGGAGCACCGUGUGGUUCCUCAGCAACAGCAAGCGCUUCAGCUUUCUCCAGUCACGGCGCAGGAAACACAUCACCGUGUAGUUGUCUUGAAAUGAACGUCGUCGAGGCGAAACACUCUGGUAAGAAUGACUGACGGUUGACGCCAUCAAUCCGUGUAUUGAAUUUGCAGAUGUGUGCAUGCGUGUGAAUGUAGGUGAUUGUGAUUGGGUUUUGUGCAGCCUGCCCAAGUACACUCGCCUUCGCACCGCGCUGACACCUUCACAAUCACUGUCUUUUUUUGUCGCGACAGGUGCGACGUCGCCGCCCAGGACGAUGGGGGUCGAGCGAGCGCUGUGGAUUCCACUGCCCGUCAGUCGGGGAGAAUCUACUUUUUAAGGAGCAUCGACUCCAUCGCUGCUGCAGAUCGUGCCGAAGCAUGCUGCCAGCGAGGAACAAACAUUAUCAAACAUUAGCCUGGCGAAGAACCCA
This is a messenger RNA of Prorocentrum cordatum, 1868 nucleotides long. The record is from the annotation of a GenBank genome assembly. NCBI's taxonomy places the organism in Eukaryota, Dinophyceae, Prorocentrales, Prorocentraceae.